This is a messenger RNA of Coffea eugenioides, 950 nucleotides long. RefSeq names its product copper transporter 5. Lineage: Eukaryota; Viridiplantae; Streptophyta; Magnoliopsida; Gentianales; Rubiaceae. Bases 353 to 820 code for a protein of 155 amino acids. Gene Ontology annotation, molecular function: copper ion transmembrane transporter activity. The transcript has a single exon. The record is from RefSeq and is a predicted model, not a curated record. Gene Ontology annotation, cellular component: plasma membrane. Gene Ontology annotation, biological process: intracellular copper ion homeostasis; copper ion transmembrane transport.
ACAAAAGCACAAGGCACCCUUGUGUCUCUUUGUACUCAAAUUAUUCCCUAAUCCAUCAGCGGCAACUGACUUUUUCAUCUUCUUGCAACAAAUCCAAUUCUGCCAAAGCCAAGGGCCAAGCAACAGGCCAAAACCAUCCUCCCACCAACCAUUCAACCCUUCAACCAAUCCAAACAAAAAACAAAAACAAAAACAGACAUAUAUACCAAAGUCCCUUGAACCGCAUCAAUCAAUCCUUGGAUCCUCAUCCCUCAUCAGAUCAGAUUAUCUAUCUAGUUCCAGACUAGUGGAUAAUCGAUCAGAAUCUUCAAAUCAAGCAAACUUCUUCAGAAAAACCAACAAGAAAAUCAAGAUGAUGCACAUGACCUUUUACUGGGGUAAAAAGGUGACCCUUUUGUUCGAUUUCUGGAAAACCGAUUCUUGGACCAGCUAUGCAUUCACCUUAUUGGCCUGCCUAAUUGUCUCGAUCUUCUACCAAUACAUGGAAGACCGUCGCCUUCGGUUCAAGCUUCUCUCCACCAACAAAACAACCGUCGCCCCGCCUCCUCAAGAUGGUUUUGCUGCCAAUUCAACCACCACCCCUCUUCUCUACUCCAAGCUUUUGACCCCUAAUGCCGGGAAACUAAGCGUUGCAAGAUUUGCUGGGGCUGUUUUGUUUGGAGUCAACUCUGCCAUCGGAUAUCUCUUGAUGCUGGCCAUCAUGUCCUUCAAUGGAGGGGUGUUUGUCGCCGUUGUUGUAGGUCUGGCUUUGGGCUAUUUGCUUUUCAGGGCUGCUGAUGAGGGCCUGGUCGUUGUAGAUAAUCCUUGCGCUUGUGCUUGAGCUUUACUCUUGCAGUUCCUAUUGAAUCUCUACUGAUCCUAUUUUAUGUUUGUGUCCUGUAAAUCUUAAAUCAAGAAAAGGUCAAUCUUCUAUGGUUGUUUCAACUAUAUGCACAGUUUUUUUUUCUUCA